AAAACAAAUAUGGCGGACGGCGGCUGUAAUCGAUUGUAAUGCGCUGUUUAUUAUCGAGAUUUUUACCAAGAGGAGGCCAAAUAAGGGAUUCAUACAAUAGUUUCCUUUGGUUCUGAAAUUUUUGGACGUACGCCUGACAUAUUUGCGUGAUGUCGCUAGUUGCAUAUGGAAGCAGCGGCGAAGAAAGUGACUCGAGCGAUUCGGAGGAGGUUCAAAGCUCUCGUGUUUCUAAAGAACUGAUAAUUACAAAUAAUGAUGGCCAGGAAGAUGGGGAAAAGCUUACCUCCACUGUAGAAGGAAGAGAAGAGGAGAAUAAAACGGGUUUAGUUCUGCCGUCGCCCAAACAACGCAAUGAAACUUCAAAUUCUGUCAAAAGCAAGGGAAGCUUUAGCUUAUCAUCGUUUCUUCCUAAGCCCAAAAACAUCAGCAAUCGUGAGAAGGAGAGCACAGAUACUUCAGAUGAAAAACCUUCAAUCAGCUCAUCAGCGAUGAUGGAUGAUGAAGAGGAGAUUUUAGAGAUCGAAGAAGACUAUGAGCCUAUUGUAAAACGAACCAAAAAGAUUCAAUCAACUCAAAUUGAGGAUAAGCCAAAGUCUGUUGGAAGUUUGUUUUCUCUUCUCCCUUCUCCCUGGCAAGCUGAAAACUCUUGGUUAAAAACUGCUAACCCUAAAGUAAAGGCAAAGAGUAAACAGACUACUUCUGAAGAGAGAGGUUCCAAACAACCUGUCAAAAUUGUUAUUCCCAUUGCCCCAAAGGUAAGACAAACAGGGAUUGCAAGUAAGGGGGUAUUUACAUGGGUGUUACGAAAACUAAGACCCUUGAAAAACUAAGACCUAAGACCUAAGACCCGUCUUAGUUUUCGAGAUUACGAAAACUAAGACCCCCUAAAAUCGAAUCCGUCGAAAUAUAAAGUCAAAUUGUAACCAAAAUAGGUCUGAUCUGUCAAAUUAUAUCAUGUUCGAUCCUUUCCACCGAGUUUUAGGUCAAAUUUACCGGUAAAUUUAGGGGUCUUAGUUUUCGUAAUUUCGAAAACUAAGACCCCUCUUAGUUUUCGUAAUUACGAAAACUAAGACCCCCACCAAAACAAUCUCUAGUUUAAAAUCUGGGUAGCACCAUCCACUGGAUGAAUUUCUAUCCAGUGGAUAAAGCAAUGAAUUGUUUCUCCCAGUACUUCUCCUCUGGAUAGUGAUUCAUCCGGUGGAUACCACUAUUCCCCUUUAUUCAUGUAAGCUCUAGAAACAACUUCUCCACUUUAAGCCACUGUUGGACCUGGUUUUUCUUAGAAAGGACUAAUGUCUAACCAGGUCUCACCAGGAGAGUUGUCAGACCUACAAAAUGUCAACUUUUAAUUAUUCUUUAAGUUUGCAAAUCUUUAGCUACAAAAUAAUAGUCUUUAAAAUGUGAUCUGUAGAGCAUGAUGUCUGCAGCUUGUAGGAUUUUGUCAGACAUGGGAAAAUUUUAAGUUGGACAUUGUCCAAUGGCUGACUGUUAUUUGCAGCUCUAUACUGUGGUUUGGCUGCUUGCAUGUUUCACUGUGACAGGGCUGUAGGGAAGAUGAAGAAAAAAGUUCAUCUGCGGACAAUUGUGCAGAAGACUCGCUUUUAGAUACGUGCAUUUCGAGCAACAACAAUUUGCCGUCUGCCCUCUUUGAUUUGUACUCUAACUAUGACCCUUAUGAGUACAAUGAUAGUAGAGAAAAAUAUAUUGUGCAAAAAAAAAAUUGACUGAUUUAGUUAAAACUCCUAGAAGAGUAUAUUUUUUAUUUGCAAUAAUAGCAUCACUCAAACUAGAAGAAGACAUCAUGCCUUUUUACACAUUCAAUGCACAAAAACUGUUAAAGAAUAAAAAUUUAAAGUCUUGAAAUAUAUUUCUCUCUUCAAGCCUCUUCAGUCAGUUAUUAUUAUUAUUAUUAUUAUUAUUAUUAUUGACUGAAGAGGCUCGAAGAGUGAAAUAUAUUUCAAGACUUUUAAUUUUGAUUCAUUUACAGUUUUUACAGUUUUGUGUGUUGAAUGUGUAAAAAGACGCGAUGUCCUCUUCUAGUUUAAGUUAUUCUAAUACAUUCCUGGCCUCAGCUUUUAAAGUUGUUCAGAAAUAAUAACAUCAAAAUACAAGAAUACAGAACAAUACACUACUAAUAAAAAGUAAAGUGAGAGAAAAAAUUAAAUUAAUAAAUGGAAAUUAUUUAUAUAAAGAUAUCUAUACUAAUUUUUUACAAUAAAAUUGAUUACAUUAUUAUUUUUUAUUUUCUGAUAGGCUCUCAACGGUGUGAUUUGUAUGUGUAAUCAACUGGUGAUGAGUGAAAUUAGGGAAUAAUUUCACGCGCGUUUUGUCCAAAUCCUUAUAAUUUCCGAGCCUUUAGGCGAGCGAAAUGGUGACGAGUGAAAUUAGGGAAUAAUUUCACGAAAGGCUCGGGAAAUUAUAAGGAUUUGGACAACACGCAAGUGAAAUUAUUCCCUAAUUUCACGAGUAUACCAUUUGAUUACCUAUUAAUAUCAUGGGUGACGAAUUACCUUAGUAAUCGCGGAUUUUUUACUUGUUUAUACUGGAUCGUAUCGAUCAAUCGUCACUCUCUCAAACAUUUAGAGCUGAAAUUUGGCUAAGUUUUCGGAAUUUUUCAACAACAUACCUCUAAGAAUCCUUCUUGAUGUGCUCUUUCAUGUGUUCAGGUUUUCUAAAGCGUCUUUUUAUGCCCUGACAUCUUCAUUCAUGAAAUUUUAAAACUUCAUCGCCAUCUUGAAACAGAGACGUACGGCAGGUUGCCUUACAAAUAACGCUGAAAUUUCGCGCCAAAAUUAAGGAGUAAUUAUGAUAUUAAUUCACAAAUUUGCACUAUUUUUUGCUCUAAAUCACAUCUGUUCAAAAUCAGGUUAUUCAUGUCAUAAAAUGGAAUCAUUUCUGUUUUAAAUUGCAUCAUUUUUGCUCUACAGUGUAUAUAAUACAUCAUUUUUGUUUCAGGUACAAAAUGAGAUGUGAAAGCCUUUUUGCUUCUGCUUUUCAACAAACCGGCUACUAGGUCAAAUUAAUAAUUGUUGGUACUGAAUGAAUUCUGUGAUUUCCAAAUGACUGUAAUAAAGUGGUCACGAGCAUGAUUUCAGACCAAAUUGCAUGAUGCGAAGUUCAAUUAUCACUAUGUAUUAUUAGUCUUAUACUACUGCAGGAGAAAUUUCUGCAAUUUGAUUGGCUUAGAGCAGUUGUAUUUCAGCUUAAUUUGAAAUACCUACAUGUGAAAAUUACAAACCCUUUGUGGGUAGUAGUAUAAACAAAUAAUAGCAUGAUUUGUACGUGAUAUUUGGCAUAAAUACCACUCGUGAUAUUUCAAAAUUGUAGAGCACAGAUACUUCAGAUGAAAAACCUUCAAUCAGCUCAUCAGCGAUGAUGGAUGAUGAAGAGGAGAUUUUAGAGAUCGAAGAAGACUAUGAGCCUAUUGUAAAACGAACCAAAAAGAUUCAAUCAACUGAAAUUGAGGAUAAGCCAAAGUCUGUUGGAAGUUUGUUUUCUCUUCUCCCUUCUCCCUGGCAAGCUGAAAACUCUUGGUUAAAAUCUGCUAACCCUAAAGUAAAGGCAAAGAGUAAACAGACUACGUCUGAAGAGAGAGGUUCCAAACAACCUGUCAAAAUUGCUAUUCCCAUUGCCCCAAAGGUAAGACAAACAGAGAUUGCAAGUAGUGUUUAACGGGGUAUUAACAAUGAUACUACUAUGAUUUCAUACCAGCUUGAUCUUAUCUGGGUUCUUUUGGCUCUGUAUUUGCUUACACAAUUCCAGCAGAAAUGCUAGUAUCACUGCAGCCAUGCUGGGACAAGUUCAUUUUAUUCCCCACUUCCUUGCGAAGUUGAGAUUAGUAAGUUUUUCGUCGCAGUAUGGAAAGUUUUACUGGUAUCAUGCAAAUGCAGGGAAUGACUCAUUGUACAAUGAAUUUAGACCCCUGACGGACUGUUUUGGUGACCACAUGCAUGAAGAUAUUUUUAUCAUUAGAUGAUGCCUGGAUAAUGCCCUAAGUGACCUCUGAUAAAAUGCUAGGCUCUUCUUUCCAUCACCUUGUAUACAUGUAUAUAUACACACUUGAUAAUCAAAAGAGAAUUUGUAAUUAGAUCAGAAGUUACUUGGGACCUUGAUUUUGUGCACCCCUUCAUUUAAUCCAAUGAAGUUGGAAAGUCGCUGCAGAUUUGAUCUGGUAUAACAGAUGAUGUAGACUGCAAAACAGUCCUUAUUUUUGCGUAUUCAAGUAAGCGCGAGCAGUCAAACAAAAGGUCUGGAACGAGGCUGAAAACAGAGAGUGAGACUGGGGAGAGACGCUAAAAAUACUACUACUACUACUACUACUACUACUACUACUACUACUACUACUACUACUACUACUACUACUACUACUACUACUAAUAAUAAUAAUAAUGAAGGUCGAGGUAAGUGUUAUCAGCCGAGCUGAAGGCCGAGGCUGAUAACACUUACCGAGACCUUCAUUAUACCAGAUAUCACAAAAACCUUAUCCAACAAUGAUAUUGUUUAUUGACCUUUAUUAUUCAUUGUUGGAAAUCAUGCAUUGUGCGUGCAACCAAUAGAUUAGUUAGUUAUCUGCUAGUGCUGAUUUCCAAACUUAACUGUAGCCAAUGAGAAGAUAGAUAUACCUAAUUGCACGCGAAAAGAGAUAAUAAUUACUUCAAGAGAUAGUUAAACUUUCUAUUUUCCUUUGUGUUUUUAAAUUAUUUACAAGUUGUGUACAGUUAAGGGGUAUUCCAUUUAUUGUACAACAAUAUACAUACUUUUUAAUAAACAGGAUGAGUAGAUCUAGUCAGCUUCUGAGGUUAUCAUUUAUAGGACCAGGGAUAUAGUUCCACGUGGCAAAAUGGAAAAUAUUUCAACUUACAAUGCAACAAUAAGAAUUUAAUAAUGGCUAUUUUUACUUUGAUUAUCAGACUGAUUCAGAUGAUGAAGAUGAUAGUCCUGCUGCAAAGAAAAUCAUACCAUCAAAGGUAACGCACUUUAAAUGAAUGACUAGUGUUCGUGGAUUCCAGGGGGAGAUUUAAAGUUCCAAGUGGAGAGAUAAAUUUUUGUCACUUUUUGUUAACUUCAAUACCCUUUAAGUCCCAAUAGUGACCCAGGGAGAGGGUUUUCAAUAAGAGCUGGUGGCUGGCAAAAUUCACCUGGCUAUUUCACGUGAAAUCACCGCCUAUUUUUCUAUGGAAAUUAUCCCAGUUUAAAUACAGUAUUUAUGACAGUGCUGUCACUGGAUAAAAAAGCUAAAAUUUAAUGAUGUCUGUGUUCCAUUCAAACACUUUAAUUUUUGCUCCAGAAUGCUAAAAAUGCAUUCUAAGAGGCCCAGAUUUUAAAAUUUUUCCAGAAACUCAUGCCUUCAGCACUCACAAGUCGUGCCUUUGUGGCAAGUUUUUUCUUUCUCUGCAUACUCCAGAGCUUUUGCCACCUACUUAAAGUCUUAUUGAAAACCCUGGUGACCAACAUCAAUUUUCUCCUAACAACAUCAGUAAAUCAUCAGAGAGGAAAGGUUAUGAGAAUAAUAAUAAAAAUAUGAUCAGCAUUAACAAAAAUGCUAGGAAAUGCAUGAAGAUCAGUUUGGAGAAAUUAUAUGAUUGUGGAUAUUGGGGAAUUACUACAUGUAUACAUUUUAUGUUUGUUUAUUUUUAGGAAGGAUCUGGUCUUAAGUCACUUCUUCCUAAACCAAAGCACAGCAUCACAAUGAAAGCUGAUAACCCAAACAAGCCCUCAGUGAAAUUAGCCAGUAGACCUUUGAUACCUCAUACACUCACUAAGAAAGCAAAAGCUGCAGAGAAAAUGCCGCAGAAAACAGCUAAGGUGUUAAACCAGGCAGAAGGUGCCAUAAGUGAUGACGAAGAUGAACCAGUUAGUUUCUUUACGUUCAGUGAUGAAACUGAGAGCUUAACAGAUGAAAAGGCUGAAACCAUCCAAAAUCAAGAUGCUAAGAGCAACUCUGGUUUAAAGGUUAAUGAGCCAGUUCAAGAAAUUUCAAAUCAGGCUGUGACCUCAUUUUUGGGUGGCGAGGUGCCCUCUACUUCACCUACAUUUCAAGGCAGUGCCAGUUUGACUGAGUCAAAGCAGCAAGUGAUGGAAGUGCAUAGUGCACAAAUAGAUUUUGGAAGAGAAGAAAGCUUCAGUUCAGGGGAAUUAGAGACAAAGACUUGCUAUUAUGAACAGCAGCCUGCACAGAAUCAGCAGUAUCCAGGCUAUUCUGCUAAUGAUUAUGUAAGUAUUAAGUGACAUACAUUAUUUUAAUGCGCCAUCUCUAAUAAUAAAUAUUGGGGUUCCUUUUAUUCCACUUCUCCCCAACCCCUAUAUGUCCAAGUUUGUACCCAGCUUCAAAAUUGAAAAAAUUGGAGAAAUCGCAAAAUUUGCUAAAAUUAAUUAAUCCAAGUGUUUGAAGAGGGAGAAGGGUGCUCAGCAAAAACUGUGAUUUUUUCAAAAAUUGCAAAAAAGUGAAGAAAUCACCAAAUAGUCCAGUUUCGAAUUAAAAAUUACCACUGACAUAUUCAUACAUUCACAUUCAUACAGGGUUAGCCUCGACGUAAAGUAAAAUAUUCAGAAAUUCUGGCAAGUAAGUGUUUGAAAUUUGAAUAUACACAAUAGACAGAGUAAUAGACAGGUCUUUUUCUCGUUGGAAUUUGUGAAUAUAUUACUUCAGAUUGAGGCUAAGGCUGUAAAAAGUGCAUCUUCACUUCUUUAAUUCAGUGGUCAUGGCGAACUGAAAAUGGACUAUUUGCUAAAAUUAAUAAAUUCAUGUGUUAGAGGAGGUAGAAGGGUGCCAGACAAAAACUGCAAUUUCAUUAACAUGACAAAGAACUGUGAAAAAUCGCAAGUGACACGAAAAAUCAUCAGACUUGCAAUUUUUUACAAUUUUCACAACGGGCUUUCAAUUGGCUUGCGAUUUUUCACAAACACAAAAAAUUGCAAUUUUUGUAGCUACGUGCAAACGUGGAUAUAAGUGAACCCCCAACCCCAUGCAUCUCCCACACCUCUUUGAAAGAAAGUGAAAGUUAAUGUUAAUUUACAGUACGUGUAUGUUGUUAGCCUCCCCGCAGACACCCUUUGGGGGGAGGCUAGUAUGUUGUGGGCGCAAUUUUAUCCUUGGCUCAAAUUUUAUUUUCCUGUUUUUCAAACUAAUAAGGAUACUGUACAUUACCAUUCUGAUAAGAGGUAAUGAUAAAGUAAUAUUUGAACCAUGGGCAACAUAAAACCACAACAUAAACCAGUUCAUUUUGCGCAGUACCAUUUGGGUCAGAAGAUUUUACAAAAAGAAAUUCUGUAGGAAAUUAAUUGCAUUUUACAACACACGGGUGAUGCAAGGCAAACUAAAAUGAAAACACGUGCACACCCGCAUAUGAACUACACGUUUGUCAACAUAAAUUCAAGCGCCAACAUGGCACUGACUAUCUGGGGAUGCUCGGAUGUGCAAGGUUAUCUUCUCCGGCCCUUUGCUCGGGUUUAUGUUGCACAUGAACAUUCCUUGCUCGAGGCUCGAUUACCUGCCAUUGUUUGGGAAAGGAGCUGGCGUUCCCCCUCAGGAAGGAAGAGGACUGGCAGAAAUCAAGCCUACCCUUGCAAUAUCUUUUCACUUGUGAACCAGCCUGGGAACGAUGAUGUCACAUUUGUAAUUUUCAACCCCUUUUUUUCAGCAAUAUUACAGCUACAACACUGGUUAUUAUGGCCAAGAAUCAGAACCCUAUACAUACACUUACCCCACAGGCACCCCAACACAGGAGCCAACGCAGUUCCAAGAAACGAAUAAUAUUGAUUUAGAAAAGGUAAUGGUAUUUAUUAUUGAAUGUUGUGUUUUUGCUGUUGUUUAAAUUUUCUUAACGUUUUUCCUUGUUGCUAGCCUGCAUGCAGGUGUCUUCCUAUUCAGUCCUUAGAUGUAGGAGUAGUCUGUAAUCCAGAGGCUAUCGGGAGUUUAAGCAGUGACGUGACGUGACGAACGUCAACCGGAAGUGGACUUUUUGCACUCCUCGGCCGUGAUUUUGAAUAAAUUCUUGGGCAAAUCGUCUCUGUAGGAGUAAAGACAUUAACAAAACAAAUUUGGUAUCAUCAAGGCAUAUUAACACGGUAAUUUUUAGGGAGUUAACUUCUUUUUGGGUUAUUUUAACUCCUCAAUAGCUUGGGUGAUUUUUGCUCCUGAAAAAGAUUUCUUUAAACUCCGUUUUGGAAUUAAAAUAACUCUACUGUAAGGAGUUAAAUUAACCCCAAAAUUACUGUGGUGAAAAGAGGAAAAGGAUUACUUCCGGUUGACGUGCUUCGGUCAAAAACGUUGCUGCUUUUUCACCAACUCAGUCAUAAUUUUUUAUAACAAUUGUAUGAUUUUCUUAGUUACACAAACUCAAAGGGAAGAGAAAUCGCCACGAGGAAAUUAACAUUGUUGAUGUUAAUGCUGACGAUCAGAUUGGCAACUCUGCAGAAAUGGUGGCGAAAUAUGGCACAGAAGAAGUAGCCCAUCGACCUUCACGGGUAAAGGGUUGUUUAUAUAUAUCCUGAUUUAGCUCGGCAUUAAUUUAUUUGUACACAUACCGUAAAAUUCCGAAAAUAAGCUCCGGGGAUUAUAUUUUUCAAAGGCCCUUGUAGAGAGGCUUAUUUUUGGAGGGGCUUAUAUUCGGAGGGGCUUAUCUACGGAGAGAAAGUUGCGUUUCAAAAUCGAUUGGGCUAGCCUUAUAGUUGGAAUGAAAUUUACCAUUUUUGCUUCGUUUAACUUUGUAUUUGAGGGCAAUUUCCAAGUACAAGCCCCCCGAGGGGGCUUAUAUUUGGCGGGGCUUAUACGUGGAGGGGCUUAUUUUCGGAAUUUUACGGUAGUUUUUCUGUUUCAUGUAACGAUUCGAUAGGCCUGGAGUCCUAAUAUCGUGACGGACAUCUCUAUAAGAAAGGUCCCCCACUGUUUGCACAAGGCUAUAAGUUCAAAGUAUAAUUAUGACAUUGCUCCAUUUCGCUUUAAGAAGGCUUCAUGUUAAAUUAGCUAUGUCACGCUAUUUGUUAUCUUUUUGAAGAGCUAAAAUGUGUCUCCACAUCAGUUGAAUUCUAAAAAUAAUGGUCCAGUUUUGUUCUUUAAGAUGGACGUGGAUUAAAACUUGAAGAAGUUGGGCCAUCUUUUUCAAGUUUUAAUGCCAUGCCUGUAAAAAUCACCAAAAACGAUUAUGGGUAGUGCCCAUCGAUGAGAUGUGUUUGAUAUCUUCUUCACAACUUCACAGGAGAAUUUCGUGUAUGGGCACAGGUUGCCCAAGCUCAGUGUGAGAGUUUAAUCAUUAAUACAUUUGGUUUGUAUUGCGUAAUCCUUAAAAUGGCCGUGAACAUAAAGGAUUUGUAUGGGAAUUCAGGUAAAAGAUUCAAGAAUAUAAAUACUCGCUUGAAUUUUCCAUAACAUAUACACCUUACCUUAUUUACUUUACUCGUUUUUGCUUGCUGUGCGGUUAUUUUCCCGAUCUAUUGGGAUUUAAACAAUUCCUUUAACCACGAGUAACAACACAGCAAGCAAAAACAAGUAAAGUAAAUAAGGUGUAUUUUAUUGAAAAUUCUAGCGAGUAUUUGUCUUCUUGAAUCUUUUACCUGAAUUCACAUACAAAUCCUUUAUGUUCACGGCCAUUUUAAGGAGUACUCAAUAUGAAACCACCUGUAUUAAUGAUUAAACUCUAAAACUGAGCUUGGGCAGCCUGUGGUAUGGGUAAGGGCACUAAGUUAUGACUCCAAUACAGAAUUGACCUAGACAGUAAUAUUGGCCGCAAUAUUGACAGUAAUAUCCUUUUGACAUAUCUCCCUACCGGUAAAUCUGUCUUCCGGAGGUGAAUGAUUUAUGUCCCUAUUUUAUUGCAGAAAAAGAAGGACAUGCCUACAGCUCAACAGAGGAGAAAACAUCAAAUAACUUACCUAGCCUAUCAGGUAAGUCGCGUUUGCCACGUGGAGGGUAAAUUUCAGGACAAACAUUCAUUAUUUUUACUUCCAUUAAAUCCUGUCUUCUUUAUAAUUACAACCGUCGUUGAAAAUAAAUCCAACGAUCUGGACGAUAGCGAUUGUAAAUAUCAAAUCGAUGAUCGCCGCUUUUGCUAUGAUUGUUGUAGAGCUACUGUACGUCAUAAUCCCCACCGCUCACCGAAUUUUCUUUUCAACGAUCAUAUGGAAACCAGGCUUUACAAGGAUCAAGAGAGGCCCUUGCCCUACACUUUUUUGGCAAUUCAGGCGAAAAAAUUGAAUAUUGAAUACACACAAGGAUGCAAGCUACUAGAACACAAUGUCGUAUCAUCUCCUGUUAUUCUAAAGCAGGUCCUUGUUAGUCAGCUAAUGGGGAACCCCAUUACUACGACCAAAUGACCGAAUAUUUUUUUAAGUUAAGGCUACGGAAAUGAGGUCAUAAUAACAAGGUGGGUGGUAGCCUGCGAAUUCAGCCGCCUCUCCUCGCUCCUCGCCGCUGACAUCACUACCGGGGAUAGGUGGGGGGGGGGGAGGAGAGACGACUGUACUGUAUUCGAAGGCCAAGUGGGCGGUCGAAAGUCGGGGUUCCACUGAAUUUGCUAUAUAGCUUAAGCUGGAAUUCUCUGCCCAAGUUCUUGCGCGCUGACAUUGGCGUAUGAGACACUGAAAAAACCAUGAAACUGUUUCCUUUCAAAGUCCCAGGGCAGGGGAUAGCAGUGCAGUGUUUGCGAGAGCCUAACUUUAUUUCCUUUUUAAUCCCAGGCUAAAGAAAGGGAGUUCGAGCUGCGACAACAGUGGUCUGCCAAUCGGCAAACACGAAGACAGACUCAGUCAAAGUAUGGGUUUUGAUGCUCUUAGUGACGCUUAUUUCGGUUCCGAUCUAGUAACCAUGUGCUGUAAAUGGCUUUUGUAUGCCUUCAUUUCUUGGAGACGCUAGGAGUGGCGUUGUGAGAAGAAGCAAAAGAUGCACUGCUGUAGACUAGCCUAAAUAGGCACAAUAUUAAACCAGCGUUCAGCAAAGGAAAGAAUUACACUGAUGUUUGUGAGAUACUUAGCUGUAAUCUUGGUGUAAGCAACCAUAUAGGAAAUACAGGAAAUGUCGAAAGUAUUUUCUACUCGAAUUCGAGUUUGUGUUGUUUUCUUGUCCAAAAGUUCCCGUUUGCGAACACGCCCACCGAGAAAACACUACCAGAGGCGGAUUUCCCAAAGACAAAUUGAACGAGAAUCUUGUUCCAGAAAAACUUUCCCUGGAACUAGAAUGGUCAAUACGAGAAGUCAACCUCGUUCCAAGGGUAGACGAGAGACUCUGGGAACAAAUGGAAAGGAGGUAUCAUUGAGCUUAAGGUGGCUGAACACAGUUUUGGCAGUUUGUGAAUAUAUGUAAUUUGCCAAAUCAUGGCAAGAGAAAGGUUGCAGCUCACAAGCUGAAACUUGGCAGGUGAAAAGUAUACUGAUGAAAGAUUUUGAUUGACAGGUAAAAUUUGACGUUUUCGUAGUUUCAAUGGCAACAUGAACGAUUAGAUACAACCAUAAAAUUUCACUUUUGCUCUUUUCACAUAAAAUUCUCUCAGUAAAUUUUCCUGUAAACGUCAAACAGCUUACUAUAAUUAAUCAUUACCAUUUGAAACUUAUUUGACCAAAUUUUAACAGACGGG
This is a messenger RNA of Porites evermanni, 11567 nucleotides long. NCBI's taxonomy places the organism in Eukaryota, Metazoa, Cnidaria, Anthozoa, Scleractinia, Poritidae. The record is from the annotation of a GenBank genome assembly.